CCGUUUCUUUUCUCGCGUUUUCCUCGUUCUGCAAGAAAUGAACAUGGUGUAAUGCUCCAUUGUUUCAGCAGAGGGCGCUCGUCGAUUACAAAAAAAUGGACGCGGCGGAUGAGUGGCAGCAAGGAAGAAGAAGAAGAAGAAGAAGAAAGGCUGCACCACCGAAGAAGAAGUCUGGCCACUGGCCACCGUCACUCCGGAUUCGACCGCAGUCGGCGGCAGCCCGUCCGAACCGGCCCGGGCUUCGUGAUGUAAUGCGCUUUGGAUGCUGCUCUUUGGCGUUUGUCUGUCGGGGAAGUGAAACCAACCGCCGUGUCGCACGCUGUAUUUUCUAUAUUUCCAUCUGAACACCGACCAUGAGCUCGCGCGAGUGAACACCGAGCGAGCGUUUCUUUGACAUCAUAAUGGCGUCGGACGUCGUCAAAUCGUUCGUGGCGACGUGUAAUUACCUCCAGGACCCCCGCCUGGUGGCCAGGUUCCAGCACCUCUGCGGGGUCCGGGGGACGUUUCCGGAGAAGGCCGGCGUCGCAACGCGGGACGGUGACGCCGGCGACCCCCCCGAGCUCCGGAGGAGGAGCCCCGGGGACGAAGCGGGCGACGGGGCGGCCGUGCACGCCAACGGGAAGACCGGCGAGCUCGGAGCCGAGGACGGGAGCUCCGCCCGGGCCAAGCCUCUCCGCAGGAACUCACUGACCGGCGACGUGGGUCAGGAGUUCCUGAUCCGCAACAAGUUCCUCUUCUACUUGUUCACCUUCGGCACGGAGCUGGGCAACGAGAUGUUCUUCAUCGUCUUCUUCCCGUUCCUUUUCUGGAACGUCGACGCCCUGGUCACCCGCCGGCUCAUCGUGGUGUGGGCCUGGAACUUGAUGCUGGGCCAGUCCACCAAGGACAUGGUGCGGUGGUCCCGGCCGGCCUCGCCUCCCGUGGUCAAGGUGGAGGUCUUCUACAACUCCGAGUACAGCAUGCCGUCCACGCACGCCAUGACGGGCACCGCCGUCCCCUUCUGCCUCUUCAUGCUCACCUACGGACGCUGGCAGUACCCGUUCUUGUUGGGCUUUUGCGUGGCUCUGUGCUGGAGCGGGCUGGUGUGUGUGAGCAGAGUCUACAUGGGGAUGCAUUCGGUUCUGGAAGUGAUGACGGGCUUCCUGUACAGCCUCCUCAUCCUGACCUUCUUCCAGCAAACUUUGGACGCCAUCGACGACUUCUACAUGACGCACGCGUACGCGCCGCUCGUCAUCGUGGUGUCGCACGUGGGCUUCGGACUCGUGGCCUUCUCGCUGGACUCGUGGAGCACCUCCCGGGGGGACACGGCCCAGGCGCUGGGCACCGGGGCCGGGGCCGCCCUGGCCACCCACGUCAACUUCCGGCUGGGCCUGACGACGGACCCCCCGCCGUCCUCGCUGCCGUUAGCCGCGCCCACGCUCGGGGUCGGCGUGGCGGCCCGCUCCUCGCUGCGCUUCGCUUUGGGCGUGGCCGUCAUCCUGGUGACCCGGACGGUCAUGAAGGCGCUCGCCAUCCCGUUGCUGUGCCGACUGGCCGGGCUGCCCGCGGGCGACGUGAGGCGGGCGAGGCAGCACGUGGGCGUGGAGCUGCCGUACCGCUACGUCGUCUACGGCGUGGUCGGCUUCACGUGCGUUUGCGUGGUGCCGCUCUUCUUCAGCCUGGUAAACUUGGCGUAAGCGAUGUCGCGCCGUCGGCGUCGUGCACUGCCGGAAUUCGAUUGGUACGGGGCGAAUGCCGACCUGCGUCCUGAGAUUCCUCCCGAAAGCCCGACAGCCCUGCGCCUCCUGGAGUAUUUGGUGUUCAGCACAAUUUUUUUAACGUUCCCAAACAAACAUCAAUCAAUUCAAAUCACUCUAAGGAUAAAUAAUGAAUAUCCAAUUUUAAUCCCGCCAACUCGGCGUGGGGUCACUUAUUGGAAAUGUUACGAUUGUUAAUUUAGCAACAUUCAGAUUGGCCCACCACGCACACAUUUUCAGAAACGGGCAAAUUAGUUGUUUUGUUGGCAGGUGCGCGCCCACUAUUGGCACACAAACUCCAUUUGUUAACGUCCCCAAAAAGUCUUGGGUUGCAGCACCACGUCGAAGUCAAUUCAUGAAUUAGUCAACUGUCCAAUUUGACUGGUUCGAGAAAGCCCAACUACGUGAAAUGAGACUGACAACUCAACUCAAGCUGUUUUCUCCGUGAGCUUGUCCACGAAUUCUACUGACUGAAGCCGGACCUACUCAACUGUCCAAUCAAAUUCCAUUUCUGCAAACCGGAACAUGGAUGUCACCGUCGAGCAUUUUCCGUCUCCACGUAACUGAAUGCAAAGGGUGUAAAAAUGUUCCCCCGGCUGGUUUAUAUUCCACCGGUUCAUCACGGGCGCUUUAACAUACAGCGACAACGAGGCGCUCGAAAGGGGCCACGCCGUCCUGUUACCCCCACAGUCCACACACCAGGUUUGAAGUCUUCCCUUUUCUUUAAGAACUAAAACUAGAAUCAUGCUUGCUCUCUUUCUCAGCGUGACAUGUGGACUCACGGCUGACAACGAGGCGCUCUAAUGCAGGAGGCCGGCGUGAAGCCACUGUCCACAUGCUGACUGUCAAGCUCUUUCAAAAAAAGUUCUCCCUUCAUUGGUCUCCCAUCUCUGACGUACGUGCACUCAAUGCAGACAAUGAGGCGCUCCGGCGCCACCUAAUUGGUUGCGAAUGGGACUGAAGGUGCUCGAGUUCUUCUGUGGUGGGAGGCGGGCGACUCGUUUCAAUGCAGCUGCGCUCCCAAAGAAUCAAGAAGACCAAAUGGAAAACUUCUUGCACGUCCGACCACCUUUUUUUUUUUUUUUUUUUUUUUUCUCUCUGAGCCACUUAUCCUCACGAGGAUCGUGGAAGGACUGGCACAGGAAGAACAUACAAACUCCAAACAGACAAAAUUGAGGGAUGUGGUCUAACCCGUCGCUCAUUUUUGCACGUUUUUUUCAGCAAUUUUCUUUAAACCCGUACAAUACAGUAUUAUUCACAAUUCACGUUACAGGGUGUUGACGUUUCUAAUGUCGCUCCCGUAAAUACGAUAGUGGAGAUAGUUGUUUAAAAAUGCACUGUUUGAAACCGUUUUGAAAAAUGAAUCCUAGGAAGCCACAAGUACACGCCUGGUUUCCGUCCUUCAAGUAUUAGGGGAGGGGAAAAAGAACAAAAACAAAAAAAAAAAUUCACAUCCUCCGGCAACUCCCCAAACAAUCAAAUGUUCUCUUUAUUUUAUGUAACAUGAUUUUUUUUUUGUAUAACCUUCUCUUUGCUUUGAAUAAGCCAAAUGAUGAAUCGUGUUUGCUAAAACGCAAAAGUUUUCCAAAUGAUAUUUGAAGUAUUAUCUAAUCUGGAUGACAUCACCACUAUUCUUAUUUGUGCUACGUUAUUAUUGUCGUUUCUUUGCUUCCUUUUUGUGUCGCUCUCAUGUGAAGGACGUUUACUGUAAUGUCGAGUUCUCGAGUCAUCGCGUGAAUAUAAAAAAUAUUUUUGAUGUAUUUUAUCAUGUUGAAUAAGACUGCACCUGAAUUGAGAUUUUUUAAUUUUGAGCAGGACAUUUCAGAGGUCUGCACUUAAGAGUAUUAAAAUCUUGACGUUCUUAUCUUA
Molecule: messenger RNA, 3605 nt
Organism: Syngnathoides biaculeatus (alligator pipefish)
Lineage: Eukaryota; Metazoa; Chordata; Actinopteri; Syngnathiformes; Syngnathidae
Product: sphingosine-1-phosphate phosphatase 1-like
Exons: 3
Coding region: 402-1676 (424 amino acids)
Biological process (GO): sphingosine metabolic process; phospholipid dephosphorylation
Cellular component (GO): endoplasmic reticulum membrane
Molecular function (GO): sphingosine-1-phosphate phosphatase activity
Source: RefSeq, a predicted model, not a curated record